GCUAUAUAACAAGUAACAUGAUUAGCGGUAAAUAUUUUGUUGUGAAAGCUGCUAUUUGUGAAACGUGAAAUGGAUCUUAUCAGACUGGAUCGAUGAGCUAUCGGAUCGCUGCAUUUGCGCCAAAGAAAACCUUCAUUUUUUGCUUCACAAUGGGAGAACGAGGACAAAGGCGGUCGGUGAACUGCUGGUGGGCUGUCGGGAUGUUGUUGCUGUGCUGUGGGGAACGGAUUCUGGCUCAGCUGAGAUACUCUGUUCCAGAAGAAGUACAAGUGGGAUCCCCUGUUGGAAAUGUUGCAAAGGAUUUAGGCCUUGACAUCAGCACUUUGACAGACAGGCGGUUUCGUAUCGUUUCGGGCCCGAACCAUGCUCUGUUUCAGUUAAAUCAAAUCAAUGGAGUGUUGUAUGUUGGAGAAACGAUGGACCGCGAGGACCUCUGUGAUGGAGUCAAGGUUUGUUUGAUAAACCUGAAAAUUGUUGUUGAAAGCCCACUGGAAAUACAUUACGUUGGCGUUGAAAUAACUGAUGUUAAUGACCAUUCGCCGACUUUUCCAGAAAACGAGCAGCAGCUGGAGAUAGCAGAGCAUACUCCUCCAGGUACUCGUUUCCAAAUUCAUGCGGCUAGAGACCCUGAUGUCGGUGCACAGUCAGUCCGGUUAUAUAAACUGAGUUCAAGUGAUUUUUUUGAUACUGAAAUCAGAGACAGCGAGGAGGACAAGAUACCGUUUUUAGUGUUGAAAAAGCCUUUGGACAGGGAGCAAAAGGCAGAACACCGUUUAGUGUUAACGGCUGUUGAUGGGGGCAGCCCGUCGAAAUCUGGGAGCCUGAAUUUGACAAUCACUGUACUAGAUGCAAAUGAUAAUCGCCCAGUGUUCAGCAAAGACAUUUACACUGUGACACUGGAUGAAAAUGCGUCAAUGGGAACUCUUGUUCUAAAAGUAAACGCAACAGAUUUAGAUGAAGGUUUGAACAGCGAAAUUGAAUACACACUUGGAAAAACACAAAAGAAAAAAGUGCACGAUACAUUUGAUUUAGACAGCGUCACCGGUGAGAUUCGAGUAAAAGGAAAAGUGGACUUUGAGGACACAGAGAUUUAUAGAUUAGAUCUGCAAGCUUCAGAUAAAGGCCAGCUACCGUGGACGGCCGAAAGUAGAGUUGUGAUAAAAAUAAAAGAUGUGAACGAUAACCAGCCAAACAUUGAAGUCACAUCGUUAUCCAACUUAGUCCCUGAGGAUUCAAAACCUGGUACUGUUAUAUCUCUAAUCAGUGUUACGGACAAAGAUUCUGGGGUUAAUGGAAAAGUUAUUUGUAAAAUAUCAGGCAAUGUUCCGUUUGAUCUGACGCCAUCCAUUGAGGAAAACAUGUACUCUCUAGUCACAAAGGGGCGUUUAGACAGAGAAAUUAUGUCCCAUUAUGACAUCACGAUAACAGCUACUGACUGUGGUGAACCCCCACUAUCCACAGUAAAAACACUGAGUGUUCAGGUGUCAGAUGUUAAUGACAACAGGCCACUUUUCAGCCAGAAUCCAUUUGAACUGUAUUUGGUAGAAAACAAUGUCCAGGGUGCAUCGAUAUUUUCUGUAAGUGCUGUUGAUAAUGAUCUGGAAGAAAAUGCAGCAAUAACAUAUCAAAUUGUGAGAGGGGAUGGACUGCAUCGUGAUAUGUCAUCUUUCCUAAAUGUCAAUUCGGAGAGCGGACAAAUAUCGGCGUUAAAAAGUUUUGACUUUGAAACACUGAAAACGUUCCAGUUCCAAGUUGUCGCCACAGAUUCUGGAACUCCGUCACUAAGCAGCAACGUCACAGUGAACGUGUUCAUUCUGGAUCAGAACGACAACGCUCCAGUCAUCCUGUAUCCAGUCAGCUCUAACGGUUCUGCUGAAGGUGUGGAGGAGAUUCCCCGCAAUGUGAACGCAGGACACUUGGUGACUAAAGUCAGAGCCUAUGACGCUGAUAUAGGAUAUAACGGCUGGUUACUGUUUUCACUGCAGGAAGUUACUGACCACAGUCUCUUUGCUUUGGACCGCUAUACAGGACAGAUCAGAACACUUCGCUCAUUCACAGAGACAGACGAGGCUGAGCAUAAACUGAUCAUACUGGUGAAAGACAAUGGCAACGUUUCUCUCUCAGCAACAGCUACUGUGCUUGUCAAAGUUGUGGAGCCCAAAGAGGCUUUUGCUGCUUCUGAUGUUAAAAGUGCAACAAGAGAUGAGGAGGGGACUGAUGUGACUUUUUACCUCAUGAUAACUUUGGGAUCAGUUUCUGUACUUUUUAUCAUCAGUAUCAUCGUGCUGAUUGCAAUGCAGUGCUCCAAAUCCACAGACUAUACUUCUAAAUAUCUACAAGAGACUAAUUAUGAUGGGACACUGUGUCACAGCAUCCAGUACAGAUCUGGAGACAAACGCUACAUGUUAGUUGGACCCAGAAUGAGUAUAGGAUCUACUAUAGUCCCGGGCAGCCAUGCCAACACACUAGUGCUCCCUGACAGGAGACGGCCUUCUGGAGAGGUAAGAUCAUGUUAUGUUACGAACAUGACACCAUAUUUCGUGGCGCUGACCAUGGUUUACUAA
Molecule: messenger RNA, 2564 nt
Organism: Centropristis striata (black sea bass)
Lineage: Eukaryota; Metazoa; Chordata; Actinopteri; Perciformes; Serranidae
Product: protocadherin alpha-3-like
Exons: 2
Coding region: 93-2564 (823 amino acids)
Biological process (GO): homophilic cell-cell adhesion
Cellular component (GO): plasma membrane
Molecular function (GO): calcium ion binding
Source: RefSeq, a predicted model, not a curated record